Molecule: messenger RNA, 7282 nt
Organism: Hypomesus transpacificus
Lineage: Eukaryota; Metazoa; Chordata; Actinopteri; Osmeriformes; Osmeridae
Gene: ptenb
Product: phosphatase and tensin homolog B
Exons: 10
Coding region: 663-1976 (437 amino acids)
Biological process (GO): protein dephosphorylation; negative regulation of cell population proliferation; cell motility
Cellular component (GO): cell projection; plasma membrane; nucleus
Molecular function (GO): phosphatidylinositol-3,4-bisphosphate 3-phosphatase activity; protein tyrosine phosphatase activity; inositol-1,3,4,5-tetrakisphosphate 3-phosphatase activity
Source: RefSeq, a predicted model, not a curated record
GUCAGUUAGCGAGCUCGCUAGGAAAGGGACGUGUCAGUGAAGAAAGGUAGCUAGCUAGCGUAGUUUUAAUUUUUAAAAUCCACACAGAGCUGCAAUUUUCAGGUGGAGGCUGUCAAUUUUUCUUUAAAUAUAUUACGUGGACCGUUUAAACAGAGGACUCAACAAUAGUUCGUUUUGUUUCUGUCUGGCGGAGUCGACAUGUUAGCUCGUAGCUAGUGGUAGCUAAUGUUGGGUAGACUUGCUGCCUGCUAGCAUAUGCGUUCGAUAGCUGUGCCUGUGUCAAUCAGUAUUUCUGGGAAAGGAAAGUCGGAGAGGCUUCUCUCCGCUAUUCUAUCUUAAUCACGGCGGCUUUGACAAAAUCAGAGACUUGGGACUCUUUUGAAAUACAACAUUUUGGAAGCUGGAUCAUUCCUAACCUAUUUAUUGUGGAGUGUUUUGUAUCAAAUCGUGCGGUCCGGGAAGCCGGGCCUGCAGUGGAGAAACGGAGUAAGGCCCAUGACCCAGUAGGAGAAGAAGCCAUUGGCAUUCUAGUUAGCUACUACUACUAGCUAACUGUCAACUGACAGCGGGUUUUCGGGGAAUAUUUUUUUUUUGGCAGUGGUUCGUUCAGAGGCAAAAUACUUUCUUUUAAUUUAAAAACCCUAAAGACUCCAGCCACAGAUAUGGCUGCAAUAAUAAAGGAAAUCGUCAGUCGAAAUAAAAGAAGAUACCAAGAAGAUGGCUUUGACUUGGACUUGACCUAUAUUUAUCCCAACAUCAUAGCGAUGGGCUUUCCUGCCGAGAGACUAGAGGGUGUUUACAGAAACAACAUUGAUGACGUUGUUCGAUUUCUGGACUCGAAACACAAAAAUCACUACAAGAUCUAUAAUCUAUGUGCGGAACGCCACUAUGAUACUACGAAGUUCAACUGCCGUGUUGCACAGUAUCCGUUUGAGGAUCACAACCCCCCCCAGCUGGAGCUGAUCAAGCCCUUCUGUGAGGACCUGGACAAGUGGCUGAGCGAGGACGAGAACCACGUGGCGGCCAUCCACUGCAAGGCCGGGAAAGGGCGCACGGGGGUGAUGAUCUGUGCCUACCUGCUGCACCGCGCCAAGUUCGGGGAAGCUCAGGAGGCCCUCGACUUCUACGGGGAGGUCAGGACCAGAGACAAGAAGGGCGUGACAAUCCCCAGCCAGAGGCGCUACGUGUACUAUUACAGCUACCUGCUCCACCACCACCUGGAGUACAAGCCCGUGGCCCUGUUGUUCCACAAGAUGGUCUUUGAGACCGUCCCAAUGUUCAGUGGAGGGACCUGCAGGGACUCUUCAGUUAAAAACAAGAGUGAGCAGAUGCCUCAUGGCUUUCGAAAAGGGAAUUGGCACUGGGACCCCCAGUUCGUGGUGUACCAGUUAAAGGUUAAGAUCCACACUUCCAACCCGGUCCACACGCGCAGGGAGGAGAAGUACAUGUUCUUUGAGUUCCCCCAGCCUCUGCCAGUGUGCGGGGACAUCAAGGUGGAGUUCUUCCAUAAACAGAACAAGAUGAUGAAGAAGGACAAAAUGUUUCACUUCUGGGUGAACACCUUCUUCAUCCCCUGGCCAGAGGAGAAGCCUGAGAAGCAGGAGAACUCUGACAAGGUGGAGAACGGCAGCGUGGCCGUGGGCCGGGAGGCCGAGGCCAACCAGGCGCUGGGGGGCGAGGCGGCCCCCGAGAACGACAGGGACUUCCUGGUCCUCUCCUUAACCAAGAACGACCUGGACAAGGCAAACAAGGACAAGGCCAACAGAUACUUCUCCCCCAACUUCAAGGUGAAACUGUACUUCACCAAGACCGUGGAGGAGGGGGCGAACUCUGAGGCCAGCAGCACCUCCACCUCCGUCACGCCGGACGCCAGCGACAACGAGCCCGACCAUUACCGCUACUCCGACACCACGGACUCCGAUCCCGAGAACGAGCCGUUCGACGAGGAACACCACACUCAGAUCACCAAGGUCUGAGGCCUGGCGCAGCAGCCCGCGGACAGGCGUACGGACGGACAGAGGAAUAAAAAGAAAAAAAAGAAAGAAAAAAAAGAGAAACUUGAAUAUAAACUACAAAACAGACAAGUAACUUCUCCUCCCCCCUUGCCUAGGGCAUCUGUAUGACAGUUAUACCCCGACCUCCGGCUUUAGGAAACCAUAAUGCUGACCAAUUUGACUCUUUUUUUUCUUCUUUUUUUCUCGUCUCCUCCUUCCCUCCUUUCUUCAUGCAAGAGCGUUGCCAGAGAUUCACACUGGGGGAGUGCAGUUUGAGGAGAGGUUGUUGUUGUUGUAAACCCCCACCCCCCCACCCCCCUCUCUCUCUCUCCGAGGCUGAGGCUAGAGUGGGACCCUACAGAAUGGAAUGUUUAACUAGGCUUGAGACGGUCUGGGAGAGAGAGAAUGUACAAGAGAGAGAGAGAUCUGCUCAUUGGAUUAUCCGGAUGUUCAGCAGCUUCAUCUUCUGUGGAAUACAAACCCAUGGCCAGUGCUUCUGUCACCUUCGACACCCUCUGGACCCCGAGCCCCACCCACUUUGGACACACACACACACACGCAGCUCUUAUCCCCUGCGCCCCCCCCCCCCCCCCCCCGCCGCCAUCCUACCUACUGUGAAUGCUUCGUAGUGCAGACAGUCCAUCACACACGUGUUCGUCGGCGCGAUGGACCCUGUACGGUGGAAUCCCUCAGUCCAAUGUAUAAUUGUUAUAUUCACCAUGAUUAUUCAUAUUAUGAAGCUAUCUAACAAGUGUCCAUUCCUACUCUGUGUAGGCUUGUGUUGAAGGUAAGCAGAGAAACAUUCGCCUAUGUGUCGUUGGUGUUUUUACAUUAAGAUAAAUAAUAUAAACUAGCUAUACACAGCAGGGAAGUCACUUGUGUUGCAAUAAUGUUAACACUAUUAGGGUUCAACAGACAACACUAUGUUGUGCAUGACAACAUUAUUGGAAUCAGUGUCCAUCUUGUUCAAUUCAUUGUAUUGUUUUUCUUUAACAAGAAAAGAAAACUAUUUCCUAAAAUGUAAUUUUGCAAGGUGAUUGAAUCUACCCAGGUGGCAAAGAUGUCAUAACUCCGUAUUCUGUUUUGGGUAGGGUCAUACGGGGGGGGGGGGGGGGGGUCAAAGACAUCUCUGAACUCCCACAAUGCAACGGUUCAUUGGCACAGUCUUGGUGACGAGUCACACACGGCCGUGUCGUAAUCAGUGCCUCCCUCACUCAAUCAUGUGUUUUGAGGGAAGGGAAUCUUUUUUCUCUCUUUCUCGUUUCUUUGGACUUUUUACAAAUAUCUCUUAAGUGUCCAGCUCCCUUCCAUCACAGCCCAGACCUAGCAUCAGACCCUGCAUCACUGUUCCUGCGCAAGACUCCCUCCUUGGUCUCUGGGCCCACGUUCAUUUUCCACGGACUGAACUCCUUUUUUGUUUUGAAAGCGAUGUGGCUGAGCUGUGGAGCGCUCCCAGCUGGCCGGCCGGCGUGGUCCCUCCCUGGGUGGGCCCCCGGCCACGAGCAGACCCCCCAGGCCAGAGACGGGGGAGGCAGGCCGAGGUAUUGAAUGUAACCCUUCACCUCUGAGCUGAUCCUGGAGCAGUGAUGCACGGUCUAGGAGUAGACCCACAGGGGCAAGACGGUGUGUGUGUGUGGGGGGGGGAUCUCUGUAGUUUCUGUACAGCCGGGAGCGUCACUCCGCCUGCACUGGGGGUGGUCCCCCCCCCCCCCCCCCCCCCCCCCCCCCUCCGAAGCCAGGUGCUCUAGAACAACCGCUCUUGGGAUCCGCAGCAACCUUCUAGGGGUGUUUCCCAUGGUGCAGUUCAGUUUGGAACAGCCCUCUUUCUACCCUGCAGGGUCCAGUGACGUCACAAUGGGAUGGGAUCAGCCAGGAGUGUCCUUUCUGCUACCUCCCCUGCGAUCGUCUAGUCUAGACCCCUCCCCUACCAGGAUUCCUUGUGUUCUGGACAUUCCAUGCGGAUCGCAUCCCAGUUGACGCCUGGAAACCCUGCCAGGCGUCUGUCCAACCAAGGUGCUCACUAACUGCCAAACUACAUCUGUAGAAACGUCCCGCGAAAACAACACAGGGGCCGAGAGCCCCGUGCCUGGCUCCUGGUGCUCCUGGUGCCUGGCUCCUGGUAUCUAGGGCUCCUGGUGUUCCUGGUGCUCCUGGUGCCUAGGGCUCCUGGUAUCUAGGGCUCCUGGUGUUCCUGGUGCUCCUGGUGCCUAGGGCUCCUGGUGCCUAGGGCUCCUGGUGCCUAGGGCUCCUGGUGUUCCUGGUGCUCCUGGUGCCUAGGGCUCCUGGUGCCUAGGGCUCCUGGUGUUCCUGGUGCUCCUGGUGCCUAGGGCUCCUGGUAUCUAGGGCUCCUGGUGUUCCUGGUGCUCCUGGUGCCUAGGGCUCCUGGUGCCUAGGGCUCCUGGUGCCUAGGGCUCCUGGUGCCUAGGGCUCCUGGUGUUCCUGGUGCUCCUGGUGCCUAGGGCUCCUGGUGCCUAGGGCUCCUGGUGUUCCUGGUGCUCCUGGUGCCUAGGGCUCCUGGUGCCUAGGGCUCCUGGUGCCUAGGGCUCCUGGUGCAUAUCCACUCUCUUACUCUCCACAAGGCCAGGCCGUGCUAUUUCUCUGUGAUCUCGUUCAGGUGCUGUCCUUGUCUGACUAGGUCUCUCUUCUCUCUCAUAUCUUCCUGUCUUCUCUAAUUCUAUCUUGUCUCUUUUCCUUUUUCUUAAAAAAAAAAAACCCCCCAAAAAAAAAAAAACAUACAGGUGUCAUUCCGUUACGGAAUGAGAACAGUGCAGCUACAGGUUUUACCGAAAUUCUCGCGCUUGCUUCGGAAAUAUGAAAACUCCUCCUAUAUAUGAGAAUAUUUAGAUAUGUAUCGUUUCUUUUUAAGCAUGCCAAAAUUGUAGUUUGUGCCUGCUGGCCUAUGGGGGAGUGCUGGGCCGGUGGGAAGGACAAAACGAGACAAAACAAGACAGUACCACAGUUUGUCCGUCUCUCCUCCUGCUGGAGUCGGGCUCCUGUCGGCGGAAGGUUGCGAGCCCCAGGUUCCUCCGUCACCUGCCGGUACUGUCAGGCCAGGUGGCCGUGACGCUGAACAGCCCAUGAGUCGUAUCAGGGACAGUGGAAGCCUCUGACCUCCCCCCCCCCACCCACAUGGCUUUCAGGCCACGGGGCAGAAUUGAGCAGGCUCAUUUCAGGCGGUUACAUUUACUGGGAACUCACCCCCCACCACCCUUUCUACGUUUCCUUGCUCCCCCAAAUGAUGGCACUUUUUUUUUUUUUUUUUUUUAAGCCGGAACGUUAAGAGAUUGUGUCUUUUUAAGACGGGAGCUCCUCUCACAAAGCCCACCGAACGUGCCCUCAUGGCUGGCAUCGGGUCGACACACUCUGUUCCCUUGCGUUCUUUUGUUUUCCUCAUUUGUACACCAGCCAACCCAGGAACACUUAAUCUAGGAUGUUCUCUUUUAUUUCUGUUUACAUUUAAUGACAUCACUGAACCUGCCAAAAGUAAGCUCAAUCUUUUUGUUGAUUUUGUUUGUUUAGAUUUUUUUUUUCUCUCUCUCUUUUCUGUUUGUCGUUUUCUGUUUGUUGAGGGCCUAUGGGAGGUAUUCUUUGCCUUACUUGAAGUUGACAAUGCCUACUGCUUCUGUCCACAACUCCGUCUCUUUCUCUCUCUGUCUCUCUCUGUCUCUCUCUGUCUCUCUCUCUGUCCAUCCGUCUCCCUUUCAGCCCAGGCACUGACUUGAUGCUUCAAGUACCUAUUUAAAGCUACUAUGACUAGAGCAACAUAAUUGGACUAGACUUUUGCACUGUUCCAGGUUUUCGCAGGGUUUUAGUCAGUGGUCCACAGUAUUCUGUUGAUGUAGUUGUUUAUUUUUCCGUUGUCCCCCCCUUCGGUAUAUGAACCUGUCUAGCUGUCUUAGUGAGAGAUGGAUGUGGACUGGUCCAGCCAGCUAGCGUACCCCAAUAACUCUGUACCCACACACCCCAUAUACAAACAACCAUGUUCUUUUGACUGAAAGUGUCCUGAUCCCCCCCCCCCCUCCCCUUAUCUUUUAUCCCUUUUGUUUUUUUUUUUAUAAAACAAAAUAAAAACUGUAAAAAUGAGAUUUAUUUAUGACAGUAUUCCUAUGUACCGUGGUGGAGGGUGUGUAUAUGAUCUGCUGUAGGCCCCUUGGCUCCGCCUCUCAAACACCAGACAACAAGCUAACGGUCGAAUCCAGGGAGCCAUCCCAUCGGCCAGAAUCCAUCCAGGGCAGCCAUUGGUCAGGAGCCUAGACCAGGCCUCGAGUGGGAAGCCGAAAUCCCAUUGGUCAGCGAGGGAGUGUGUCUGAGAUCUACCAUUGGCUAGGAGCCUAGACUAGGACAUAUCCUCAGACACAUCCACCUGCACGUAGACUUAAUGUUGCCAAGGUGACAGUACUGUCAGUCUGAACAGUGUAGGGUGACGUGGUUUCCCGGGGCAACCCAGUCAGCUCCGUGGCGCGUGGCAGCCAUGCUCAGACUGCUGUGGACUCACAGACAGCAUCAGCUCGAUUUCAGCUUUAAAUAAAUACAAAACAAGCAACAACAAAAAAAAAAAACUUUAAUCGUCGUCAUGGUGCCAGUGUGUAGGUUUGUGUCACUAGUUUUGAGCUGAUAUGUGCAAUAUGUUCUACUGAUGCCUGUGGUUGCCACAAAAGUGCCUUUCGUUUUACCUGUCCAGAUCAAAACGGAAGUACUGUUCAUGCAGAGGGGAACGGGCCAAGCUGUGCACUAAAUCAAUCAGGCUCUACCUGCCGACACUGGCUCCUGGCAAGGGGGUGCUUUGAUUUAAAUCACCACAUGUACCAGGUGGACGGGGCUUGCGCUUCAGGAACGGUUCGACAAAAACAAACAAGGUUCCAUGUUUUCUCUCAGCAAGUGCACCUGGCUAGACAAAUCCAACUGACCCCAAAUCUUUUCAUGGUUUUUCUAUUUCGAUUCGGUUCUUUUCCCUCCCCCUGGGUUUUGGCGAAUGCAGCGGCCUGCACAGCCAUGCUCUAGUCCUGCUCUCUCCUGUCUUUCACAGAGAAACAGCCUUAUCCUGCUGAGCCGGUCACAUAUGGCUGCUGUUCUCGUGCCGCAGUAGCUCUCUGUGUGUGUGUGUGUGCGCGCGGGUGUGUGUGCGCGUGUGUGUGCAGCGCUAUGCACUGAUAAAUACACAACCAACCAUGUAUGGAGACAAAAAGGUGUACAGGUUCUAAUUAUGCUCAUACAAAUCAUAUGUCUGUUUGUUACUGUGUGUAAACUGCCCUUUAUCUUUAGUGUCAUAAACUUCACAUAAAUCCAAA